Messenger RNA from Benincasa hispida (wax gourd), 1912 nucleotides. Its product is annotated as protein NRT1/ PTR FAMILY 5.10-like. Gene Ontology annotation, biological process: transmembrane transport. Gene Ontology annotation, molecular function: transmembrane transporter activity. Gene Ontology annotation, cellular component: membrane. The record is from RefSeq and is a predicted model, not a curated record. Lineage: Eukaryota; Viridiplantae; Streptophyta; Magnoliopsida; Cucurbitales; Cucurbitaceae.
AAUCACCAUAUCUGUGAGCAACAACAUGUUAGAUUCAGAUAAUAAGUGAAAGAGGCCACAUUCACACAUACACAAGGAAGCUAACUCAAUAAUUUUGUCGAAGCAAGAUAGACAAAACUGUGGAUAAGUGUUAUGCGUUACGGUGUUUGCUGCUGUUCCAACUAUGGACCUCAUCGACUCGACGGACCACACAACUCCGCUGCUUACGGACAUGGUUGACGGCGCCGUUGAUUAUAAAUGUCAACCACUCCUGAGAUCCUCCUCCGCCACUUGGAGCUCCGCAUCUUUCAUCAUAGGGAUGGAGGUUGCUGAGAGAUUUGCUUUUUAUGGAAUCGGCGCCAACCUCAUAACCUACUUGACAGGCCCGCUUCGCAUUUCCGUCGUUGCUGCGGCCGAGAUUGUCAAUUUCUGGUCUGGCACCUCCAUGCUCCUCACUCUCUUUGGAGCAUUUCUUGCUGAUUCCUUCUUCGGUCGAUACCGUACUAUUGUUUUUGCAUCUAUUUCGUACCUUUUGGGACUGGGGUUGUUGGUCCUGUCUACGCUGCUUCCUACUGCAAACUCCUCCAUCUGCGCAAUCCCUAACAAAUUCACGACCUGUUCCGCUCCCAAGCUUCAUCUCAUUUUAUUCUUCGUCUCUCUGAGUCUAAUUGGGAUAGCACAGGGUGGCCACAGGCCCUGCGUGCAGGCUUUUGGAGCCGAUCAGUUUGAUCCCCAAAAUCCCCAAGAGGCCAAAUUCAAGAGCUCCUUCUUCAACUGGUGGUAUUUUGGUGCUUGCUUUGGAAUCGUGGUGGCCAUUCCGACUAUAUCAUAUGCGCAGGAGAAUCUUAGUUGGACUGUGGGAUUCGGAAUUCCUUGUGUUUCAAUGCUCACUGGUUUCGUUCUUUUUCUACUUGGGACCAACACUUACCGAUUUAAUAGCCUGAAGCAGUCGGAUAAGAGCCCAUUUUUGAGAAUUGGUCGAGUGUUUGUGGCUUCUAUUAGGAAUUGGAGAGCUUCUGCCUCAACAAUCACCUUUCAAAACGAGCAAACUGCCAAAGAUUUGUCUAAUUCUCAACAAUUCAAGUUUCUCAACAAAGCUUGCAUUAUUGUUCCCAUUGAUUCAAACCAAAAUGCAAUGGCUUCUAGCAUCAGUGAGCUUGAAGAAGCAAAGGCAAUUCUCAGAAUUCUUAUAAUAUGGGUUACAGUUGUUGUGUUUACCAUUGCGUUCUCACAAGAUGCCACCUUCUUCACCAAACAAGCAGCUACAUUGGACAGAUCAAUUAUGUCGAGUUUCAUCAUUCCUGCCGCUUCACUCGAAGCACUUAUUUCUUUCACAAUCGUUAUCUUUAUCGUGGUCUAUGAUCUUUUGUUUGUUCCCAUUGCCAAAACAGUUACAGGAAAUCCAUCUGGCAUAACAACAUUGCAAAGAAUAGGAACUGGGAUGGUCAUAUCUACUAUCUCUAUGGCGGUGGCUUCUCUGGUCGAGAAAAAACGUUUGGGAACCGCACUCGAGCAUGGUCUGAUUGAUAGACCUGACAUGACAAUUCCAAUGAGGUUCUGGUGGUUGGUUCCUCAAUAUGUGUUGAACGGUUUGGCUGAUGUUUUUACAGUAGUUGGGCUUCAAGAGCUGUGCUAUGAUCAAGUUCCAAAGGAUUUGAAAAGUGUUGGACCUGCCAUUUUUAUCAGUAUACUUGGUAUGGGAAACAUCUUAAGCAGCCUUUUGAUAUCAGUCAUUGAUACAGCAACUAAAGCCAAUGGGCAUCGCAGCUGGUUUUCCAACAAUCUUAACAAUGCACAUCUUGAUUACUUUUACCUCCUAUUGGCUGCCCUUAGUGUUCUUGGCUUCAUUGCCUUCCUUUUUGUUGCCAAAUCCCACGUUUAUAACAACAGCUGACUCAACUUACAAUCAUAUAUAUUAUUAUUAUUAUUAUUA